AUGGCCGACUCGCAGCUGUCGGGCGGCAGCCCCUCGCUCCCAUUGGCCUUGCGCCCCGCCCCGUCCAGCUCCGACGAGGACGAGUCGCUCAUGAUGCAGCUUCAGCGCAUCUCCGCGCAAUUCGGCCAAUUCCGCCACAUGGACGAGGACAAGCUCAGGGACAUGGUCGCCGCCCAGCAGGCUGGCGUUGCCGAUGCUUCUGAUUCCCAGGACGACGACGAGGAAGCGACCGAUGACGCGAAGAAGCGCGCCGACGAGCUCCGCGAAGCUAAGGCUGAGAUGUUCAGGCACAUCAAUGAUGCUCAGCAGGAAAUUCUGUACACCAUCGACUUCCUUGGCCUUCUCCUCUCCAAAGAUAAUCCCCGUGGCUCCAACUACAUGUCGCCUACCCUGAAGCAGAGUGGUGUCCCCGAGGGAUGCUUCGCCUAUGACAAGUGGCCGGUCAAGCCACUGGAUGAGCGCCAAAGAAAGCAGCAGGAUCUCGUCGCAAAGGGUUGGACCAUGGAGGGGCUCGGCGCAUCUGCGGAUUCGCUUUUGCAGGCUGCCACAAAGUUGGAGAAAGAGGUGCGGAAAGAGACCCAAUAUUGGGGCCAGAUUCUGUCCAUCAAGAAGCGGGGAUGGUCAUUGCGCAGGGUGCCUCGUGAGAGCGGCACUCUGGGUGUCCAGUUUGGCUUCCUUGAGGCGAGCGAUAGGUUCCAGGCUCGUGGCUUUGCUCCUCUGCGUGCCAAGGAAGACGGGAACAUCAUCCUUGACCAGGCUCUCGUCCAGAAGCCCAAAACCGUUCGUGUUCGUAUCGUCGAGGACGGGAAGACUGUUGGCACUUCGGAACAGAACAGUCUGGUCUUUGCUCAGCAAAGCGACCUGGAAAUUGAGGAUCUGAUCCGGAGAGCAAGAGAUUCUCUCUUCGAGCAAGAGUUAUUCCACGAGAUGACCAUGGAGUCCAGGCAACUGCUAUCCUACAAAACUCACUUCAGAGAUCACGUCAUCAUCAUUCCCGCGAGCCCGGAGGCUGCAGCCAACGCUUCGGACCAAAAGCGAGAGAUCCACGUCGAUCUGAUCGGCGUUGAAGAUGCGGACGAGCUCCCCUCCAGGCGCCCCGAGGAUGGCUUAGCCAAUGAUGUAGCGCUCACACUACGUCUCCUGUUAUCCUACAUUCACAGUCAAAGACUGCGAAAGCGUACCCAGCAGCCGCUUCCGAUGACUGACCGCGCUCGACCCGAGCCCCAACUUCCCAUCAUCCGAACUUUGCUCAACUUCAUCUACCACCACAACACCACCACUGCCCUUAGAUCAUAUUUUUCGUCUAUUCAGCACAUUCUGGCCCGGGCUGGGAUAUCUCUCAGCACCAAUUUUGAGUCAGCAUACGCGAACCUCUCGGAGACAAUUAAAACCGCCUACUCUGCGCAGAGCCGUCUUCCUGAACUGGAUGCUCUGAUGGCAGUAUUGUCUCGACCCCUGCAGACCACAGCAACCUUACCCUUGCCGUCGACGUUGGAUGAAGCUGCAGUUUUGCGUCAAGAGCUCGCAAUAACACUUCGGACGCCCAUUGCGCCGCAUAUCCAGGGCAGCGAGGUCAGCCUCACGAUACCUCCCGCCCUUGCUGACAUCCUCUACCACGACAAUCGCCAAGUCCAGAAACGCACCCUCUCUUUUGACACAUUUGAUGCCCUUAGAGAGUAUCUCGACCAUGCCAUAUCUAUGGAUUUGGCGCUUAACCUCGCCGCCAAGGAUCGUUCCGGCUUGCAGUUGAGUAACCGCCAUCCGGAGCUGGUGUACGUUGUUAAGAGAAAGGGCGAAGGGGAAAACAAGGAAGCAGUGCUGCUAGAGCUAGCAGCACACAUUUCUGGAAAGGAAGGGUGUCUCAAGGUGAGCUGGUACGCUCCCGAUACCCAAUUGGAGGGUGAUGAGGCCGUGUGGCGGGAAACCGACGGGGAAAGCAGAAGCUUCAAGGAAGUUGUGGAGGCUUUCCUUAAUGUAUCGCCGCCAUAG
Lasiodiplodia theobromae is the source of this 1989-nucleotide messenger RNA. Its product is annotated as Mediator complex subunit Med17. The record is from RefSeq and is a predicted model, not a curated record. The coding region runs from base 1 to 1989 and encodes 662 amino acids. Gene Ontology annotation, cellular component: core mediator complex; mediator complex. Gene Ontology annotation, biological process: regulation of transcription by RNA polymerase II. Gene Ontology annotation, molecular function: transcription coregulator activity. The transcript has 2 exons. NCBI's taxonomy places the organism in Eukaryota, Fungi, Ascomycota, Dothideomycetes, Botryosphaeriales, Botryosphaeriaceae.